Molecule: messenger RNA, 2251 nt
Organism: Scleropages formosus (Asian bonytongue)
Lineage: Eukaryota; Metazoa; Chordata; Actinopteri; Osteoglossiformes; Osteoglossidae
Product: voltage-dependent calcium channel gamma-5 subunit
Exons: 6
Coding region: 329-1156 (275 amino acids)
Biological process (GO): neurotransmitter receptor internalization; calcium ion transport; positive regulation of synaptic transmission, glutamatergic
Cellular component (GO): postsynaptic density membrane; AMPA glutamate receptor complex
Molecular function (GO): voltage-gated calcium channel activity; channel regulator activity
Source: RefSeq, a predicted model, not a curated record
GUGAGGCGGUGACGCGGUGCCGCGCGAGCAGCUCAGCCAGUCUCUCCGGUGGAGGAGCCGCGAACCCGCGAAGUUCACCCGCACGGCACGCGGGAUCCGCAGCUCCUCAUUCAUCCGGCUGGAGUGCGCGCGGCAGCGCGUGUCACACACAGGCACCCACCCGUUGACUCUCUCUCUCUCUCUCUCACACACACACAAACACACACACCUUGACAGUCGGAGCAGCGGCGGACAGAGCGCGAGCGGGGAAGGAGCACCGCGAUCCAAGGCGCCCGUUUUUGCAAGAUUCCCGUUUCUGCAGCCGCGGCCCUGCCGCACAGCGAGUGGAAUGAGCUUAUGCGGCAGGAAAGCCUUGACGUUGCUGAGCAGCGUGUUCGCCGUGUGCGGCCUGGGGCUCUUGGGCAUCGCCGUCAGCACGGACUACUGGCUCUACCUGGAGGAGGGCAUCAUCCUGCCCCUGAACCAGAGCACCGAGAUCAAGAUGUCCCUGCACUCGGGUCUCUGGAGGGUCUGCUUCCAGGCCGGUGAGGAGACGGGUCGCUGCUUUACCAUCGAGUACGUCAUGCCCAUGAAUGUGCAGAUGACCUCAGAGUCCACGGUCAGCGUGCUGAAGAUGAUCCGCUCGGCCACGCCCUUCCCUCUGGUCAGCCUCUUCUUCAUGUUCAUCGGUUUUGUGCUCAGCAACAUCGGGCACAUCCGCCCGCACCGCACCAUCCUCGCCUUCGUGUCCGGCAUCUUCUUCAUCCUCUCCGGCCUGUCGCUCGUCGUGGGCCUCGUGCUCUACAUUUCCAGCAUCAACGACGAAAUGCUGAACAGGACGAAGAACAACGAGGCCUACUUCAGCUACAAGUACGGCUGGUCCUUCGCCUUCGCCGCCAUCUCCUUCCUGCUGACGGAGACCGCCGGCGUGAUGUCCGUCUACCUGUUCAUGAAGCGCUACACGGCAGAGGAGAUGUACCGGCCGCACCCUGGCUUCUACCGUCCGCGUCUCAGCAACUGCUCCGACUACUCGGGCCAGUUCCUGCACCCGGACGCCUGGGUGCGUGGCCGCAGCCCCUCCGACAUCUCCAGCGAGGCUUCGCUGCAGAUGAACUCCAACUACCCGGCCCUGCUCAAAUGUCCCGACUACGACCAGAUGUCCUCCUCCCCGUGCUGAGGCCCGACGGCGUCCCCCUCGGCUGCGACGAGUACGACGGCGGGUCCGCGGCACAUCAUUAGCUCAGAAACCCGGAAGCCCCUUCUCGAUGCAACUCCACUCCUGCGUUCGCGAGCCGCGCCGAGACGUGGCCCCGAGUAAAUUAGCAGUUCCGAUAGAGCCUCGUCAAGUCUCGGCACAUCUCGGUUGACGACGGCUUCCAUUUCCACAAGGAGUUCUUUCUUUUUUUAAAUCUACAGAUGGUGUCUCGUUUUCAUGUUGAAAAAUGCGUAGUGGCGUCAGAUGAAAAGUAAGCAGAUGCGAAAGGGUUGCCGCGGGCCUGGCUGCGUUUCCUUCUCAUUUCAUGCUCGGUGUUCUCCUUCCAGGCUGAAGCAAGAGCAGCCAGUUCUGGGUCAAUGUCACACUGACCCAAACGCUGUUCAGCGAAGUGUCCCAACAUUGGGCUGCUUUCAUGUUCCAGUACUUUCAAAGAAGGACAUUUUCACGUUUUAAUUUAAAAGUCCAUAAGGAAGUAGGCGAGGCGGCGUCCGAACUAAAGUCAUCGCGUGUGCAAUCGGUGUCCUGCGGUGUGUCCGACCCAGCGGGGGUCCGGUGCUGACGCCGGCGUCGGAGGGUCCGUCCGCCGGAGCCGGAGCCGGAGACGUCCUGCGUUCAGACACACCGCACUGCCUCUCGGUCUCCCUGUGCCUGCUCACAUCGAUUGCAUCUCCAUAUGCCUCAUUUUUAAAUUCAAUUAAGGCAUGAAAUCACGUUUGCAUAAAAAUGACAAGGUCUGCCCAGUAGCUGCAAAUUGUAUUUGGUUGCAGAGUUUGGAGUUUUAUUCUGUGUGACAUUUGGAAAUUUAUAUGUGCACAUGAAAUGUGUUGUACGGGAGAUAGAAAAAUUCAGCUUCCUUAUCAAUGGCAAAUAUUUAAAAGGAGAUUAAGAUGCACUUGAAUGUGUUUGCCGCACGUUAGUCUGCAGUUACAGGAGUUGAACACGUUUCUAGUUUGAUCCCUUCCUUAUAUAAUGUUGACGAGAUAAAUUAAUUGUUAUAGGAUUACACUUUUUCAUGUUGACAUUAUAGAACAUUUACAGUAUACCACUGGAAACACA